Salvia hispanica is the source of this 1355-nucleotide messenger RNA. Its product is annotated as Pectate lyase family protein. Lineage: Eukaryota; Viridiplantae; Streptophyta; Magnoliopsida; Lamiales; Lamiaceae. The record is from RefSeq and is a predicted model, not a curated record. Gene Ontology annotation, molecular function: pectate lyase activity.
AAUCCCUUUUUCAUCUCUUUUCCAAUCUUAAACAUGGGAACUCAAAUUCUCAUGUUCACGCUACUUGCAUUAUUAGCUCCUAAAUUCACAUUCUCUUCACCAGUCCCUGACCCUGAGCUCAUAGUACAAGAAGUUAAUGAGAAAAUCAAUGCCUCCAGAAGGAACCUGGGGUUCCUGUCCUGCGGGACAGGCAAUCCCAUCGACGACUGCUGGCGGUGUGACCCAAACUGGGAAAAGAAUCGCCAGCGUCUGGCAGACUGCGCGAUCGGGUUCGGGAAGCACGCGACCGGGGGCCGCGACGGCAAGAUCUACGUGGUGACAGACUCUGGGGACCACGCGGUGAAUCCGAAGCCGGGCACCCUUCGGUACGGGGUGAUCCAGAACGAGCCACUGUGGAUCAUAUUCGCGCGGGACAUGGUGAUCCGGCUGAAGCAGGAGCUAAUGGUGAACUCUUUCAAGACGAUCGACGGGCGCGGGGCGAGCGUGCACAUCGCGGGCGGCCCCUGCAUCACGGUCCAAUACGUGACCAACGUGAUCAUCCACGGCCUCAACAUCCACGACUGCAAGCAGGGCGGGAACGCCUACGUCCGGGACUCGCCCGACCACUACGGGUGGCGGACGGUCUCGGACGGCGACGGCGUCUCCAUUUUUGGCGGGAGCCACGUGUGGGUGGACCACUGCUCCCUCUCUAACUGCCGAGACGGCCUCAUCGACGCCAUACACGGCUCCACCGCCAUCACCAUCUCAAACAACUACCUCACGCACCACAACAAGGUCAUGCUGCUCGGCCACAGCGACAGCUACAAGCAAGAUAAGAACAUGCAAGUCACCAUUGCCUUCAACCAUUUCGGAGAAGGCCUCGUGCAGAGGAUGCCAAGGUGCAGGCACGGAUAUUUUCAUGUGGUGAACAACGAUUACACGCAUUGGGAAAUGUACGCAAUUGGCGGGAGCGCAUCCCCUACCAUCAACAGCCAGGGAAACCGCUUUCUCGCUCCAGACAGGGAAGACAAUAAGGAGGUUACUAAGCACGAGGAUGCGCCAGAGAGUGAGUGGAAGAGGUGGAAUUGGAGAUCGGAAGGGGACCUAAUGCUGAACGGGGCCUUCUUCACGUUGUCGGGUGCAGGGGCAUCGUCUAAUUAUGCAAAGGCCUCGAGUUUAAGUGCGCGACCUUCGUCAUUAGUGGGAACCAUCACCGGAGGGUCCGGUUCCCUCAACUGUAGGAAAGGCAAACGCUGCUGAUUAAUAUUAAUUAGAUUACCAUAUUAUUGCUACAUUGCAACCAAACGGCACUUGCCAAUUAUUAGGGAUGUAAAUUUAUAUUCCUAAUCAAAAAAUUCACGGAUUGGUGAGUGUAA